UCACCCGUGUUGUUUGUGUCGAGGGCUUUGUGGGGUGUGAAGUCUUAGUGGUGUAUUGAAACCAAGGCAGUAGUAGUAGUGGUUGGUGUUACUGCUACGAGUACUACUGCUGCUGCUACUACAAUUGCAUCAUGGUUAGCAGUAUUCAAUUGAAGCUGGUGAGGGCGGCAAAAGGUGGCGACUUGGAGGGGCUGCAGACGGCGCUGGAACGAGGGGGACAGGUUGAUGGGGGUGGGGGUUCAGGGAGGCAGGCUCUACAUGAGGCGAGUGAGGCAGGGCACUUGGAGGUGGUGAAACUUCUCCUGAACCAUAAGGCACAAGUCAACAGCAGAAGCAAGCGACAUGGUGAUGAAGGUGGUACUGCCCUGCAUCUGGCGACUGAGGCGGGUAAUGUGAAUAUCAUGGAAGAGUUACUGAAGGCUGGAGCUGACCCUGAGGCCCGCGACGAAAAGGGCAGGACCGCAGCUUUAUGGGCGGCUUAUGGAGGGCAGCAGGAGGCUUUACAAGUACUGGAAGGGCAGAACAAUGAGCUACUAUUCGCCUACGACUACGACCAUUCUACUGCCCUUCAUCUUGCCGCUGCCCAUGGGGACCUGAAAGUGGUGAAGUGGCUGGUGAAUCAUGGUCUGGACUGUGGGGCACGAGACCACCGCAACAAGACCCCCAAGGACAUAGCCAAGGAGAGGAAGUGGCAGGACGUUCACCUCUUCCUCAAGCAGCACCAGUCACCCUCCAAGCGGUCUCGGCCAAUCAGUCCGUGGCGAGGCUCAAUGGGUUACCUGUCCACUCGGAGCAAGACAAGUCACACCUCAGAGGACGAAGUGAGUUCCAAGGAGGCAGCAUCCUCCCUCCAGGACUCUGCCACAGCCUCGCCAAAGACUGCCACAGAGACAUCCACACCAGAGCCUACCUCCUUGCCCCUGCUGAGGGUAGAGGAGCACGGCAGACACACAGACGUUGGAUAUGCAUCGCUGAAUCUCAGUGAUCUGGGUGUGCAGCGCCUGGAGGAGGAGCCACGGGGGGCGCUAGCUGCUGAGCAGCACAGAGGGCGGAGGGACGACCCAGAGAGAGAGGCAGACAGAGACAUGAUAAUCUCCCUCAGAUCACAGCUGGAGACUCUGCAGGGGGAGGUGGCACGUCUCAGAGACAGGGACAAGACCACACAGGAGGAGCUGAGGCGGAGGGAUGAGGAGGGAGAGGCACUUAAAUUAGCAGAGGCGGAGAUGAAGGCGAAGGUUUCUCAGCUAACGAGGCGGCUGGAGGAGAGACAGAGAGAGGAGACUGAAAGAAGCAGAGCAGAGGUGCUGCCCCCAGGAUCACCAGUAACCCAAGUCAAGAUCAAGGAGCUGCAGAGACAGAACGAGUACAACCAAAAGAUCAUUGAAGACAUGAACGACGAGAUUGAUGACCUGUACAAACAAGUGAAGGUGCUGGAGGUGACUGCUGCCACUACACAGGCCAGACUAAAGGGGAAGGAGUCCCUGCUACAGGAGCUGGAGGAGGAGGCCAAACAGACAGAGGAGAAGCUGAAGGAGGAGGCUGCAAGGCUCUCCAAAAGAUUGGAGGACGAGAGGAGGAAGGUUACAGAGGCUCAGCAAGACUCCCAUUCACUGCAGCAGCUUCAGGGGGAGGAGGCUGCCCUCAGGAGAACUAUUGGUUCUCUGCAAGAGCAGUUGAGACUGCAGGAGACUGACUACAGGCAGCAGGGAGCAGCCCUUAGAAAACAGUUGUUGGAGGAGGAGGCAAGCCACCGGCAGGCUGUUGACGCCCUCAGGAAACAGCUGAAGGCAGAGGAGGACAGUAACAGAACUGUGAUUGCCUCCUUGCGCCAACAGCUGCAGGAUUCCACAGAGGUACAGGAGCAGGACUCCCACUUGAGGCAAUACAUUGCUUCUAUGAGGCAGCAGCUGCAGGAGGAAGAGACCGCCAAUAGAAAGAACGUGGCAGCACUGCGGCAACAACUUCAGGAACAGGAGGUCAACAAGAGAGAGACAGUGGCCUCCCUCAGGCAGCAACUGCAAGACCAGGAGGACAGCAGCAAGCGGUCUAUUGCCUCACUCAAGCAACAGUUGCAGGAGGAGGAGGACAUCAACAGGCAGACCAUCACUUCCCUCAGGCAGCAACUGCAGGACGCCACGAGUCAGCAGGAGCAAGGCACUUACAACAGACAGCAGAUCACAGCAUUGAGGCAGCAGCUGCUGGAGGAAGGAGCUGCCCACAAGAAAACCAUAGCAAGCCUUAGACAGCAGCUGCAGGAGCAGGAAGACAGCCACGUGCAGGCUGUCACCACCCUCAAGCAGCAGCUGCAGGAAGCCACAAACAAGCUUCAGCAGGACGCCCUCCACAGACAGCAGAUCUCGUCCCUCAAGCAGCAGUUGCAGGAGCAGGAGGAGACUAACAAGCAGACUGUCAAUGUGUUGAAGCAGCAGAUGCAGCGAGAGGAGCAGAACAGCAGGCAGACGAUGGCUGAGCUGAGGCAGGAGUUGAGUCGCAUGUCACUGCGCCACACAGAGGUGGAGCAGAAGUCCAUCACGCUGCAGCGUGAUCACGAGGAGCUGCUGCGGGAGGCGGAGCACCAGCAGGAGCGCAGCAGGAAGACGACUGAGGAGCUGAAUGCCUCUGUAGCUCACCUGACUGCCAGACUCCGGGAGCAGGAGGAGGCACUCACCUGCUGUAAGGAGAAGCUGCAAGACAAGGACAAGCUGCUGGAGGAGAAGCAGGAGGAGGCGAGGCUGAAGGAGACAACACUGAAGGAGGAGGUGGAGAGGAUUUCCCGACGCCUGGAGGAGGAACGUCAGAAAGUUGGGGCAGCUCAGGCACGUGAAUUUGAGACAUCUCGAAAGCUGCAUGAACAUGUCGGGGAUCUUGAGAGGAUCAUAGACUCACUGAACGAUGAGGUAUCAGAGAAGACCAGCAAGAUUGGAGAGUAUGAGCAGAUGGUUGCCUCGUAUCAGGUGCAGCUGCGUCACAAGGAGCGGCAGUUAGAGCAGCGGGAGGCGGCGGGGCAGCAGAGCGUGGCCACCCUGCAGCAGAAGGUGGACGCACUGGCUCAGAUGCUAGAGGAGGAGCAGCAGAAGACGGCACAGGGGCAGGAACAGCUGCAGGAGGCGGAGGAGAAACACCGGCAGGAAGUGGAGGCUCUCAAACAGCAGAUGCAGGAGGUGGUGGAGGAGGCAGAAGAGGAGAAACAGGGCAAUCUCUCUCUGCAGAAACAACAGCAGAAGAGGAUCCAGGAGUUACUGGUGCAGGAUCAACACAACAAGAGCAUUAUGAAUGAGAGAAACAACAAGAUUAAGGAGUUCGAGCAGACCUUCUCGUCAUAUGAGGUGCAGCUGCAGAACUACCGGAAGCAGAUUGAGCAGCAUGAGGCGAACAAACAGCAAACAAUCGCAGCGCUGAGUUCAGAAGUGGUGCGCUUGUCUCAGAAGAUGGAGGAAGAGAAACGGAAGGCUGCUGCUGCUCAGAACAGAACAACGCACCUCAUAGAACAGGACAGAGUGAACAAGCUAAACAUUACGGACCUGUCUAACAAACUGAGGGACCACGAGAGGACUAUCGCUGCUUUUCAGCGAGAGAAGGAGCAGAUUCAAGAGGAAGUAGCCAAGUGGAACCGUUCGAGUGAGUCCCAGCAGCUUGUCUCCAGCCAGCAGGAGCUUCUGAAGGAGACUCAGGCAAAGCUGGAGGCAGAGAGGCAGGAACGGGCAAGGGAACAGGAGGCAACUCAGCAGAGGAUGGCAGCCCUGGAGGAUGCCGUCGCUCGGUCCUCCCGCCAAGCCUCUUCCCACGUGUCAAGGUCAAGGUCACGUUCAAGGCCUGAGACUCCUUCAAGGGUCACACUAAUGCCUACUGGUAUUCCUAACCUUGGGAACACUUGCUACAUCAACUCAGUGGUGCAGUGUCUCUUCAGCAUCACUAUUCUAAGAGACUACUUCACCUCUGAUGCUUACAGACGGGAUCUGUACAGGGGCAGUGAGUUGCAGGGGCAGGUGGCGGCUGCUGUGUGUGGGGUGUUCAAGGGCCUGGAGGAAGGACAUGGUGAGAGAGACGUAAGGACGAGGAUUAAACACUUGAAGGAGGUGGCUGGGGUGUGCAGUGAAGAGUUUCGUGGCUCACAGCAGAAAAACGCCCACGACUUCCUCUCCUCUCUCCUUAAUUGGCUGCAUGAGGACUUGACACGGCCCUCAGGAUCCUCAGUGGUGACCAAGAACUUUGCGGGGUCUAUCCGUGAGGUGGUGCGGUGCGACAGAAGUGGUGAGGAGGUGAAGAGGAGCUCCAGAACCUUCACCACCCUCAGCAUUCCUGUACCGAGGGGGAAGGCGUUCAAUCUUCAGGACCUUCUGGAGAGCCACUUCCGGCCACACAACGAGGAGUGGGAGUGUCCUCAUUGCCGGAGAACCCACGUCUGCCGCCAACACACCCGCCUCAUACAGCUGCCGCCCCUUCUUAUCAUCCACCUCAGCAGGGUCGGCAAUCCACGCGACGGUCACUCCAAGAAGGCACGCGUCUCCUUCCCGCUAGAGAGCCUCACACUGCAGGAAUACAUGGACCACAGAGACCGCAGCCCCACCUACGAAUUGUUUGGGUUAGUGAGUCAUCAGGGGACGAUGAGCGCCGGCCACUACACCGCCUUCUGCAGGAGUCCCCCUGAUUCCACGUGGCGCCAGUACGAUGAUGACCAAGUGAGCGAGGUGCCACUGAGAAGAGUCCAGGCAGAGGCAGAUGUGCACGUCCUGUUUUACUCUCUCCUGAAAACCUGAUUCUUGGAGUACAGUGAAGGUGACUAAUUAGAAUGUUAUUGUAAUUACUAUUAUCUUUAUUGUUAUAGUUUUUCAAGACUGGUGACUCUCUCUCUCUCUCUCUCUCUCUCUCUCUCUCUCUCUCUCUCUCUCUCUCUCUCUCUCUCUCUCUCUCUUGUUUCUUUCUGUUUUGUUAGAAUAGUCGUUGUAGUUACGUUGUUUUCUUUUCUAUAGCUUGUUUUUUUACAGUAACGCAGGUAGAAAAACGUCAUUUGUAAAAUUUGUUAUAGGUAAUUCUCUCUCUCUCUCUCUCUCUCUCUCUCUCUCUCUCUCUCUCUCUGUCUUUUUUUUAUUAUAACGAAUAUUGUUUACUUUUUAGAACGUUUUUUACUCUAAAGUAGGCAAGUAAACGUUUGGAGGUUAAAAAGAAAAAGAAAAACGUUGUCCCGCAGAGAAGGUUAGCGUGUAAGAACGUGAAAGUUGUAAUGAUUGGUUGCCUGAUUUACUAUUCACUUCAGUUUUUGACGUGGUGACUGGAAAACUAUAUGCUACUAGAGGAAACGUUGCGGUGUGAAAAAGGUGUCUUCUCUCUAUAUUUACUGUGCGAGAACGUGACUGUUGAGAGGACUAUUUACUUUAUUUCCCUUUUUUCCCUUUUAUCUUUGUUUUAUUUCUUAUAUAUUUUUAUACAUCAACUCAGGAUGGUUUGAACGUAAUGCCAAGUGUAAUGAGUGAGAAUGUGUAGGUUAAGAUGACCAUUUCAGUGCUAUGUAAUCGACUUUUAUAACGUUGCACAUACACACAGGCGGUAAAUGUUUGAAGGUCAGGAGAAGUCUGGAGCAAAAAGCCACAGAUGGAUUCCCUGACUUAAUUGAUGCGCGUGGUGUGGCUUCAUCAAUAAAAUAUGUAACUG
Messenger RNA from Portunus trituberculatus (swimming crab), 5649 nucleotides. RefSeq names its product ankycorbin-like. Lineage: Eukaryota; Metazoa; Arthropoda; Malacostraca; Decapoda; Portunidae. The transcript has 29 exons. Gene Ontology annotation, molecular function: cysteine-type deubiquitinase activity; protein binding. The record is from RefSeq and is a predicted model, not a curated record. The coding region runs from base 132 to 4757 and encodes 1541 amino acids. Gene Ontology annotation, biological process: protein deubiquitination.